Tuber aestivum (summer truffle) is the source of this 5584-nucleotide messenger RNA. Lineage: Eukaryota; Fungi; Ascomycota; Pezizomycetes; Pezizales; Tuberaceae. The record is from the annotation of a GenBank genome assembly.
GUAUUGAUCGGGGCACGCGAGGAGAUCAAGUACCGCUUCCCCAUCCCUUAGACCUCACGUAGAAUCUUCAGGCGAGCUUUUCCAUACAUUUUUUAUGCAUCUUCGACCGCCAGCUUCAGUCCACCCUCAUGAGCUCCGGAACUUGUUUCAGUUCCUCUGGGAUUAGGCGCGUGAUGCAGCACGAACGAUGGCAGUGCCCGGUAAGGCCCUACCGCUCUGCGCUGAGGCAUACAAUAAGUUAACCGCUCCUCCGAUUCAUGCAAGCACUACAGACCUCUUCUAGCAUUAGACUCUCUGGUUAUAUUCCCUCAUCAGUCUUCUCUUCCGCUUGAAUUUCCUUCCCUCUCUCUCCUCUUUCCCUCUUUGAAAGCCAUCCAAAGUCACGAACCGAACGUUUCGCUUUUCUUUUCUUCCAAUCUUUUCCGUUCCGCUUUUUUGCUGGUAUCAUAGUUGUACAGUACCUGCCUAACCUUACGAUUCUAGGAGCGAAGGACCCCCUGCCAAUUCCCGGUCGGAUAGAACUCUUUUUUCUUUUGGUUUCAAAAUCUGUCCGGGGAAUCGUUCCUGAGACCGGCUUCUCUGUUUCUUUGAUCGCUGUUCGUUCUUUCAUUUUUUUCCCCCCUCGUCUUGGGUUUUGGGUUACCGCAAAAGACCCUUGUGCCACGGUACUCGUAGAUUCGCCGCCCGCCCAUUCCCUGUCAUCGACGGAACAGCAGCAACGCUCACCACUUCCCUUGACCGCUAAAAUCAGAGCUCGGAGAAGCUUACUGUACCCAACAACUCUAUCGCGGCAACCAAAUCAUGGGCGUUCCAAAGUUCUUCCGAUGGCUAUCGGAGCGCUAUCCUACCAUUUCGCAGUUGAUCGCCGAGAAUCGUAUUCCUGAGUUCGAUUGCCUCUACGUAAGCUUGAAUCGCCCCCGUCCCCAUUUUACUUCCACCCAUUCUUCCGAGCGAUCGCGUGCACCCUACCGUGCCGGUAAACUGUGGUUGAGCUGCUAACUUUUUUACCGAUAGUUGGAUAUGAACGGUAUUAUCCACAACUGUACCCACGGGGAUAGCGAUAGUCCUACAUUUCGCAUGACCGAAGAUGUCAUGUUUAUUGCCAUUUUCAACUACAUCGAGCACUUGUUUGGGAAGAUAAAGCCUAGAAAGCUUUUUUUCAUGGCCAUAGAUGGGGUGGCGCCUCGUGCUAAGAUGAACCAGCAGCGUGCUAGACGAUUUAGGUGCGUGGUCUUGAAGGUUCUGGGUGGUUGGUAUUUGAAAUUGACGAGGGCACAAUAUAGGACUGCUCUGGACGCUGAUAAUGCAAAGCAGAAGGCUAUCCGCGAAGGGGUAGAGAUGCCCAAAGAGGCGGCUUUCGACAGUAACUGCAUUACACCUGGUACGAGCCUUAAGUCCUAUUUCUUUCUUUCUUUCUUUUUUUUUGCCGAGGAGUGGGUGACUAACUGGUAGCUGUAUCCAGGAACGGAGUUUAUGGCAAAGCUGACUGCGCACCUAAAGUAUUUCAUCAAUAAAAAGGUGUCGGAAGAUGUUGACUGGCAGGGUGUGGAGGUUGUGCUCUCGGGUCAUGAGGUCCCCGGAGAGGGAGAACACAAGAUUAUGGAGUACAUUCGUCUUGCUAAGGCGCAACCCUCAUAUGAUCCUAAUGUCCGCCACUGUUUAUAUGGGUUGGAUGCCGAUCUAAUCAUGUUGGGACUGCUAUCACAUGACCCUCACUUCUGUCUGUUGAGAGAAGAAGUGACAUUUGGCCGGCAGAGCAAAGCAAAGUCUAAGGAGCUGGAGCACCAGAAUUUCUAUUUGAUGCAUCUGAGUGUGGUGCGCGAGUAUCUAGAACAUGAAUUCCAGGAACUGAGGCAGCCAGGUGUGCUGUCAUUUCCGUUCGACAUGGAGCGCAUUAUCGAUGAUUUCAUUCUCCUGGCGUUUUUCGUUGGUAAUGAUUUCUUGCCAAAUUUACCUGGCCUACACAUCAACGAGGGGGCUCUAUCACUGCAAUUCAAGGUGUAUAAGAAAGUGCUGCCUGAAGCGAAGGGUUACAUCAACGAACAUGGUGUCAUUAAUUUGGAGCGAUUGUCAUUGCUGUUGGGAGCACUGUCGGAAUUCGAGGAACAGCUUUUUGAAUCCGAGUCUUCAGCUGCCAAUUGGCUGAAGGGAAAGCAAAGAGGCACUCUCGAGGCGCUGGAGAAAGCAAAGAACAAAGGAGGAUUAGUUCUUACGACCGAACAAAAGCGGAUGUUUACGGAGGUUCAGAAGUGGCUUGAGGAUAGAAGGUGUAGAAAGGGCCCUAAGAUGUUCAACGUCCCGGCUGAUUAUCCGGCAAAAGACAGGAAGUUUGUGGAGGAGCUUGCAGCGUCGUUAAGGCUCAAUUGCCAGAGGCUAGAGAAUGAGCAAGGAGAAUUAUAUUUGGCUCUGAGCCGCUACGGGAACAAUGGCGGUGACGAUGAGGAGGAGGGGGAGGAGAAGGAGGAGGGGGAGGAGAAGGAGGAGGAGGAGGAGGAGGAGGAGGAGGAGAGUGAAGAUGAGGAAGGCCAUGCUGCUGUGUUGAGGGUGCUCAAGCAAUAUAACAAGGCACCGGUUGUGGACGUUUCGGUGGAUGAAGUGAAUGCUGAGUUUGAAAAGAAGUACAAGCAAAAAUUUUAUAAGUGGAAGGACGAAUACUACAAGGUCUGCUUCUUUAUUCUGGUAUACACGGGGUGCUCGAUUGCUGACAGCAUUUCAUGAUAUUUUUAGGACAAGCUUGGUUUUGGUCUAGAGAGCGAAGAGGAAAUGAGACAUCUGACGGAGAACUAUGUAGAAGGUCUGCAGUGGGUACUCUAUUAUUAUUACAGGGGGGUAGUGUCAUGGCCUUGGUACUAUCGCUAUCAUUACUCCCCCAGAAUUUCUGGUAGGCAUAUGUUGAGGUUUUAAAUGGAAUUGGUACUAAUGGGCUAUAGAUGUUCAUAAGGGACUCAAGGCGAAUCUGGAUUUCAAGCUUGGGAGACCUUUCAAGCCUUUCGAGCAGCUUAUGGGUGUUUUACCUGAUCGAAGUAAAACAAUUGUCCCGAGCGCCUAUCAUGUGAGCCACUCUUCUAGCUAAGGGUUGUAACGAGGCUAAUUAUGUGAAGUAUCUUAUGACAGAUCCUGAAUCACCUAUCAUAGACUUUUAUCCUCGUGAUUUCGAGCUGGAUAUGAAUGGCAAAAAGAUGGAGUGGGAAGCUGUUGUUAAGAUCCCGUUCAUUGGAGAGGACAGGCUUCUCGCAGCUAUGCGGACCAGAGAGCAUCUCUUAAGCCCGGAGGAACGUUCUCGGAACGAUUUCGGUGUCACUCUAAAGUUUUCUUUCAAUCCGAACGUCGAUGAGGUAUACCUUUCCAGCAUGCCCGGGGUAUUUCCGGACGUGGCCCGUUGCCGUUGUGUGGUUAAUGUCUUUGAGUUACCAACUCUUGAAGGAUUGGAGAUUAUCGUUGGGCUCUGUGAAGGGGCAAGAGUUGGGAUUCAUGCAUUAGCUGGAUUUCCCAGCCUUAAGACUCUUCCUCACACUGCGGAGUUGGGAUACCAGGGGGUUAAUGUUUUCCAGCGGGAGAGCAGAAACGAGAGUAUGGUACUUAGGUUGGAGAACGCCUAUCAGGGAGGGGGGGUCGAGGAAGCAAAGAACAAGAUCGGACAGAGGGUUUUCGUUGGUGAGUGCAAUCGAGACUACCCCAUGGGCGAUUUUAUCCUAUUACUAAGACGAGUAUUAGGGUACCCGUUCUUACAAGAAGGGCGGGUUAACGCGGUAUCGGAUGAGCUGUUCCGAUACCAUAGGAUCGAAAGCGGUCAGGUAAUCCCCGUCCCCCAUAGCCCAAAUGAGGUGGAUCAAUGGAGACGAAAGGCCGAGAGAAUGGAGAAUACCUACAGCGGAAGGAUGGGUAUCGUUAUUGGCACUGUUGAGGUUGUUCUACACGUCGAAAUCUUGAAGGGAUUGAAGCGGACGGAUGAAGGGGCUAUGGUCAAGGAAUACGCCCAGGCUCCGGGCAUUGAAACAGACUAUGCAGCCCAAACCGUUGUAGAGGAGGUUGUGAGUGAGGAUCAAAGAUUUUUGGAGAAAUCUGCUAUUCCUAUCGCAGAAGAGUUUCCCGAGGGUUCUCGCGCCUUUUUCCUGGGGGAAUUCAACUAUGGCAGGCCUUUGGAAGUUGUUAAGCACAACGGCGAUAGGGCGGAUAUCUGGAUUGCUACUAUGGUGAGUAGUUACGCUUUAGCUGGGUACUUGAGCUGGGUUCUAACGAUGCGCAGAAAGCGAAAGAACCGGAUUUUGGCAGUGAUAUUGUCCUAAGAGCCGAGCGUUCCACUCGCUACACACCGUCAUAUGCCGUUGCUCGCAAUCUUAGACUUAACUCACUUGUUCUUAGCAGGAUUACAUCGAGCUUUACGGUGGUGGUGGACGAUAACCGUCUUAACCUGGGGCUAAACUUGAAGUUCGAGGCUAAGAAACUCAAAGUGUUGGGGUACUCUCGCCGCGGAGACAACGGAUGGGAGUUCUCGCAAAAGGCGGUUGACCUCGUCAGAGAGUAUAUCACCAAAUUCCCUCAGUUCUUCGAGGGUAUCCAAAGAAACCCACAAGGAGACCUUUAUUCCGACACGGACUUUUUCGACCCAUCGGAGAGCAAAGCCAAAAUCAAGGAAAUCCAAGAUUGGCUAAAGAGUGUUCAGAGCAGAAGCUUCGAGAAGGUGCCAUUGGAAGCUCAGCAACUUGACGGAGACCCUACCAGAGAGAUUGAGGCGGCGGCCGAUCAAUAUAUGCAAGAGUUGGAAGGUCCGAAGCCCAUGCGUAUAAAGGGCGUGCCCCGCAAGGCAUUGUUAAAACCUAGCGAUGCGGAGCACAGACUGCAUAACCAGUGGUUCAGUUUGGGUGACAGAGUCAUUUACGUUCAGGAUUCCGGCAAAGUUCCGAUUGCGACCAGAGGGACGGUGAUCGGCCUGACUAGGACCACAAGACAGACCCUAUUGGACGUAGUUUUCGAUCUCGCCUUUAUGAGCGGUACAACGCUCAGUGACAGGUGUUCCCCAUUCCGAGGAAUGACGGUUCCGGUGUCGAGCGUACUAAAUCUUACCAAUCGCCAAUUGAUUGUGGAAUCUAAAGCCAGUGGACUGGCCAAGCCCCUUUCUACCGUCAUUGCUCCUGAUGGGUACGCGCCCGCUCCCACGCCGCCUGAGCUCGUGGGAAGCUAUAGCUCAGCUGCCGCCAGAAACGGCCGCGGUGGCCGCGGUGGCCGUGACGGCGCACACUCCCCAUCUGGCGGAGGGAGAGGACGCGGUCGUAGGGGGAUUGGACCGAACGGCCACAGUCGCAGCCCCCCACCGGGACCUCGCAAUAGCAGUCAUCCCAAUGGAUACCCAUCCCCUCGAGCCCGCGGCGGUGGCGUCCGUGGCGGAGUAGAAAAUCCUCCAGUGCGCGGUGGCCCGCCGGUGAUCUUGCAGAGGCCUCAGGCUUCCAGUGAUGGCUACAGAACUGUUCCCCCGCCGCCUAAUCUAAGGCAUGGAAGAGGUGGUGGAAGAGGGCGCCGUGGUGGUGGUGGGAACGGAAAUGGGGCGAGGCGUGGGAGAGGAGGCACCCAUAAUGCGCAGGAUUAG